Austrofundulus limnaeus is the source of this 5693-nucleotide messenger RNA. It is a transcript of the gene zic4, whose product is annotated as zic family member 4. Gene Ontology annotation, biological process: regulation of transcription by RNA polymerase II. NCBI's taxonomy places the organism in Eukaryota, Metazoa, Chordata, Actinopteri, Cyprinodontiformes, Rivulidae. Gene Ontology annotation, molecular function: RNA polymerase II cis-regulatory region sequence-specific DNA binding; DNA-binding transcription factor activity, RNA polymerase II-specific. The transcript is spliced from 2 exons. Bases 3776 to 5395 code for a protein of 539 amino acids. The record is from RefSeq and is a predicted model, not a curated record. Gene Ontology annotation, cellular component: nucleus.
UCAGUCUAGACUCGCCGAGACGACUGAGAGCAGAAGUGGAAAAAAACACGCGCAGAUAUUCUUCCCCCUCUCUCUGCUGCUUGUCUCUGUGUAUAGGCUACCCCACCGGUACUGAGCAAAACUCGAAUCCAAUAUUUUUUUUUUCCUUCUUCCCCCCGUCUCUCCUCCUGUUUACUUUUUCUCCAACGCGAGGAAUCCCCCCGCACCGCUCAUCCGAYGCAAAAAGCCGCGCAUAUACACACGCAAUAUUGUCUUUUUUGCGGUUUAUCUCCCCGCAGCGCAACUUUCACCUCCUCAGUCAGGCGGUGAGCUCUAGACUGAUAGUCGCAAUCAUUCCUGCAGAUAAAUGAAUUGAAAAGACAACACAGAGUCCCAGCCCUGAUGAAUGGGAGAGGAGGGGGGCGGUCACGUGGCGCCGGCGUCGCGCGCCCAUUGGCGGAGUCCCCCUUUUAUCCCCCCUCUCCAAGCAACGCGCACAAAUAACAAUCCGCCGUGCAGGGCCCACACUUCCAUUCCUCUUUACAUCAUCAGUCCCAGAUAUUUUCAGACUGCUGACUGUGACUUUAGUUAAACGGCUGAAUAAUAGCAAAACAAAGGAUGGGACCUGAGGAAAUGCCCUGACUUCUAACAAAUAAUAAUAAUAAAAUGGCUUUAGUGCAACAUUCUGUCAGAAAUUAUAAUAGUACCACAUGUCUUUGUCAACCAUUUUUAAAAUAAUUUGCCAUUUGUAAUUGUUUUGUGCAGUUAAAUCUGGCAAACAGCCUCAAAACAAUAAAUAAUACAAAUAAAUAAAAUGCAAUUGUUGCGUAAAUUUGGAUGGACUGUCAGCUGUCAUAGCACCAUCUUCUUUACAUUAAUGCACUUGAGGACUAUUUUGUUGUGGAAUCAUGUGGUUUCUGUCACCUCUCCAAAAAAGAUCCCCUUGAUUAGCAAAUCUACUCAUCUUAUUGUUGCCUGCCUCCACAUUUCUGCACUGUCUCCCUUGAGCGUAACGGGGGGAGCUCACACUCCUAAACAUCUGGGCUCCCCAGCUAACCACUGAGCCCACGCUCUCAGAACUUCCACCUUAACCAUGCAGGGCCAGUGUUUAAGUUCCCCAAUGUUUCCAGCACGGUGUUUGGCUGCUGAUGCUCGUGCAACUUGUGCAUUCGUCGCAGGCCAGUGGUGCACAUAACCCGUGCGUAAAAUAAUAAUAAAAAAACAAACCUUGUGGGUUGUCGAAGUUAUCAAGUGGUAUUUGCGGCGCUCUCUGCAGGAAACUCCGACUGCUUUGAGUUCAAAACCACAUUGCACACUGAAAAAAAAUUUCUUGGCUACUAUAGUUUCUACACUGCGUUCCUAAUCUCAUAGGAGGUCGAGGAAAGUAAUUUUUUCCCCUCAUCUUCAUCUUUUAGAUCUUCUGUUUUGCCAAAUUUGGUGUGGGGGUGGGGGACAUUUUCAAAAGAAGGGAUGCAGAAAGACAGACAUAUUUAAUAAAUAAUGCAAGCUUCAGACCUGCAGGUCACGCACUCAAAUGAGCAACAAGUGAGGCUAAAUUUGUAAAUGAGUGCAAAAAAAUAUAGGUAAUAUACGCAUCAAAAGAAUUCAAAAGAAUGUUAAAUCAUUAGCUGUAAAUCCUAAUUCAUGCAAAUGUGCCACAUGCGUUUUAGUUUAAAGUCAAAACAUGAAUAAUUUCAGAACAUUGUUCUUUAAAGAGCUGCAGUGGGAGAAACUGAGCCAAAGCAGCGAAUUUGACGUUUUAUGAGUGCUCGCUGCAGCACCCAGCGUUUCUGUUUAUCCUGCACACACUCACACCCAUACACACACACACGCACACAAAAGCACGCUUACAUGCCUCCAAGUGUGAGUGAGUAAGUGCAUAUAGACCACUUGGACCAGAAAUAGCACCACCGAGUUUUGCGUUACACACCGCUGCUGUGGUGCAUCUGAUUUCUGCAGCUGCGCGCCUCGUUGGACUCCUCGCGCCCUUUGAAGGCCUUUUAAUAAACAUCUUUGGGAUCCGCCACCUCUCUCCAAACAUUGACUCAGUUUCUAACAUGCUGGAUGUGAUGCUGUCAGCGGUGACGGUGACGGGUUAAUUCAUGGAAAACACCUAAAUGCAUAAAUUACAGUCAUAAUGUUAACAGAAUGUUUUUUAAAAAAGCAAAUCAAAUUCACACUUUAUAACUACUUUAUUCCAGUUCUCAUCUGGGAACAAGGCAUGCAAUCAUUCUAAGUUCAUAUUGUAUUUAUUUUUCUCAAAAAAUGUAUAUAUUCUGAUAAUGAGUCUGAAACGUGACUUUCAGUUAAAAAAAGUCAACAAACACCUAAAAAACUGUAGAUAAUAAAAAAUAAGGGAGAUAUGGAUAUGAGUAAUUUUCAAAUUCGCAUCUUUUCUCCCCCCAAAAUAUAGAAGUCUAUUAAAACUUAAAAAAUUACGCACAUUGGUUUAACUUUUGUAUUCAGAAAAAUAAAAACUAAUUCAAUAAACUUCUAUAAUACAAGAAAGAGUAGCCAAAUUUUAUCCACAUAUUUUAAAAAAUUUAGGAGGAAAUUUGCAAGAUCAGAUAAAAUCAGCCGAGCCGAGGUCAUAGAAAGAACUUCAAACACCGUUUCUUUAAAAAAAAAAAACACUAAAAGUCCAAGUUCACGUGAAAAUAAACAACAAACAGAUAUUUGAAUAAAUCUAACAGGGCUAUUUUGGGACCUUUAAAUGCUCACAUAUUUGUUUUAAAUAUUAAACCAACUCAGAAAAUGAUUACCAAGACCUGUAAAACUCACAGCAACACAUUCGCUUUUUAUUUUCAACUCAACUCUGCCACGGCACCUCCUACUGUGACCCUCGUCUGCUGCCGUCCUGGGUCUAAAGCAGAACCACCCCGGAUCAAAACCACGGGUUCCGUCCAUUACAUUUUUCCUCCUGAAGAUAGAAUGGCCGCGGCUCGUUUUAUUCACAACACACACACACACACUCACACACACGGAUCUGACUGCGCAGAGCGAGAAGUCAGCUAAGCUGAACGCGCUGGAGGGAAAACGGCUGCAUGUGUAAAUAUCAAAGAGCAUUUUUUUUUCCUGGUCGGUUUUUAAACUCCUCGUGGCGGAUUUGUUCUUUACACAACUUUUACUCCGCUGCCGCCGAUCGUUUCUGUGCGUAAAUCUGUGCGUAAAUCUGUGCGUAAAGGUGCCCCUGCACACGUUGCAGAGCAAAAUGAAGAUAUCACUGCAUUAUUUAUGAUCGACACAACUUUUAUAGUGACAAUAUGCGCACUCUCGCGCGGCAGUCUGGUUUUGUAAUCAGCAAAUCUAAGCUGGAGAGUUGCCUUUUCAUCACCGCGCAGCUUUUGUUUGCUUCCACAAAGAAACGAAACGACUCUGUUUAUAACCCGAAACAACUUUUUAAGAGUUAUAUUCUACAGAAAACCUUCGCACAACUAGUUUAUUUUCCCUCUAGCGUUGCCUCUGGGAGUGCGCAUGCGCGCUGGCUGCUCGCUGUCACCAAGACAUUUUUCAUCACGUUGGAAACUGUCACUGGUGACGUCAAUCACAGAGCUCUGACCAAUUAGAGCGCAGGGUGAUUGUUUAGCUCCACGGGCUACAGCGCCUACCAUGAAUCUCUAUUCAGUAUCAAAGCGUCCUGCUGCUGCCUCUCAACCGAAUGGGAUUCCAUGUUGUCUGCAGAUAGACUUAACUUUAUAAAAGUUUUUUUUUCUUUAUUUGCCAUUGCGAUUAAAAUAUAUUUGUCAUCAUCAUUAUUAUUUUGCCUGCUGUCAAGUUAUUCUAAAAUUAGGAAGUAAUGAGCGUGGAUGCUUUGGGAAGCCCCGUGAUGGACCCUGCGUUUUCCAAACGGAACACGGCGUUGAGAUUAGUUGACUUGGCAGGGGCUCACCACCAUCACCAUCAUCACCACCAUACCCCUCAGAGCGUGACAGGCUUCCCGGGGUUCAGCAGCCAUCCACACUCAAUGGCUCACUCGCACCCUGGGGAGAUUACUGCGGAACCCCGCCUGGGGCCGAGUCCAUUCGGGCCAGAACACAUGGGGCACUCCGCGGCCCUCAAAAUCAGCCCAGCCCAUCAUUAUUCCCACCACCAUCACCACCACCACAAUCAUCAUAUGGCAGGCCACAGCGAAGUGGUCUCCAGUCAAACGGGAGCUUUUGGCCCGGUCCAGGCGACGUCGGUUCCUUAUUCUAUGUCUCACCCGGCCCAGGCUCUGUCCGCAGGUAGGGAUUUCCUCAUCCGGAGAGAUCUGACGGCUCAAGCCAUGCCAGUGCUCACUGACCAGACUGCUGGUCCAGCCUCUCACCACGGAAUGUUUGUCUCAACAACAGGUAGCUAUCCCGGACACUAUGGUCACCACCCCGACGCUGGGAACCAUGCAAGCCUCUUCUCCGGACUUCACCACGAGCAGCCUUCCAGCGGAUCACCGGGUGGCCAAGCGCUGAAUGGACAAAUAAGGUUAGGACUACCUGGAGAAAUGUACGUUCGGUCUGAUCACUUGAGUCAAGUGGCAAGCUCCAGGGCUGAUCCGUUCUCCGCCUCGCCCCUGCACGGCUACGGCGCUCUGAAUCUGAACAUGAAUCUCGGCGCGCACCACCACCACCACCACCACCACCCUCACCACGGAGCAGGCGCGUUCUUCCGCUACAUGAGGCAGCCGAUCAAGCAGGAGCUGAUCUGCAAGUGGCUGGAGCCGGAGCUCGCGCCCAAGAAACUUUGCUCGAAAACUUACAGCACCAUGCACGAGCUCGUCACGCAUGUGACGGUGGAGCACGUCGGAGGACCCGAGCAGGCGAACCACAUCUGCUUCUGGGAAGAGUGUCCGCGGGAAGGCAAGCCGUUUAAAGCCAAAUACAAACUCGUGAAUCACAUUCGGGUGCACACAGGAGAGAAACCGUUCCCAUGCCCCUUCCCUGGCUGUGGCAAAGUGUUUGCAAGAUCCGAGAAUCUGAAGAUUCACAAAAGGACGCACACAGGUGAGAAGCCCUUCAAAUGUGAGUUCGACGGCUGCGACCGACGCUUCGCCAACAGCAGCGACCGGAAAAAGCACUCGCACGUGCACACCAGCGACAAGCCCUACAACUGCAAAGUGAGAGGCUGCGACAAGUCCUACACGCACCCSAGCUCCCUGCGGAAGCACAUGAAGGUGCACUGCAAGUCCCCCCCGCCCAGCUCGGGCUACGAGUCGUCCACCCCGUCCCUGGUGUCCCCUUCCUCGGACCUGGGCCGCGAGCCCGGGGGCCCCUCGGUGCUGUCGGAGCCCGUGGGGGCCUCCCAGCCGGCUAAUUUAAGCGAGUGGUACGUGUGCCACAGCUCGGGUGCCAGCGGCGCCCAAAGCCCACCCAGCGGCCACUCCACACCCGACCCCGCCGAGGAGCCCCCUUACAGAAACCCACAGCAGAGGGACACGUUCUGAGCCGCAUCAGCUCUGAAAAACUGUUCAAAUUUGCUUUUGGUGCCUAAAAGUUAUUCCUGUGAGGGCCCCCACCGGUCCACGUUUUACUGUGGAGGAGCCACUGAACGGACCCCCAGAGCCAAGAGACCCACGGAAAAUGUGCAAACUUUAUAGACUUGCAGAAACAGAUUUUUUUUUUUUACUUUUCCCAAAACGCUUGGCUCUGUGCCUGUGUGGACCCCGCUGUGUGGACAUGGACACAUGUGUAAUUAGACAAUGUGGUGGUACACUAUUGUAGGCAUGAUGUUGUAAAAAAAAA